AUGGCCGAAGCUCAUCAGGCCACCGGCGUCUUUGACGAGCACAAGCGCGGCGUGGAGCUCUUGUACUCGGACGAAGGCCUCCGCGUGUCCUUUACGAUCCCUCCUCCGCAUGAGAUCCGUCGCUCGCUCGUCCGUGAGUUCUUCCAUCUCCAGCGCGCCCUUCAACGCGGCGUGUACCCCGCCCCACCUUUUGUAGCCAUUUUGACUGUACUCGCCAUCUCGGUCGUUGUGGUCGUGUCGCCCACCGACUCGUGGUGGCGAAGUGGACCUGUUUCGGUCUGUGUGUGGCAUGUGGGCAACUUUUUGAUGCCUUUUUGGUACUUGUUACCCAAUUCGCUCUACGUGGCGUCGCUUGCCGCCUGGGCGGCCUUUUUGGGUCUGUUGGCGCUCAUGGCCGUCCAGCGACUCUUUCUCCGGCUGUUACUGAGCUACCGAGGGUGGUUAUACCUAGCCCCACGGCAGAAGAGCCGCGUUGUUGUGGUCUGGGCCGCUCUCUUGAAGAUCUUUGGCGGGCGGAACCCGCUGACGUACUCGUUUCAAGACGCGCUGCCGAGGUUACCCUUGCCCCCACUGAAGGAUACAGUCCAGAGAUACUUGAAGUCAGUGCACCCGCUGCUCACGUCGGAAGAGUACAAGGACGUGGAGCGCAUGGCGCACGAGUUUGUGCACAAGGAAGGGCCCAAGCUGCAGUUUUAUUUGUACUUGAAGAGCUGGUGGGCGUCCAAUUACGUCACGGACUGGUGGGAAAAGUACGUGUACCUCAAAGGCCGCUCGUCGUUGAUGAUCAACAGUAACUACUACGCCCUACCAGGUGCUAACCUCGACUUUAGUCUCACGAAAAACCCCGUGGCCUUAGCGGCAGUGCUCGUGCACGAGUUUUUGCUGUUCAAGCAGGAUCUGGACCGAGAACAUCUGCCGCCGCUGCUCAUUCGCGGCAUUGUCCCGCUCUGCAUGAGCCAGUACCAGCGCAUGUUCUCGUGCACUCGCAUUCCGGGACGCGAGACGGACGUGCUCAAGCUGUACCACCACAAAUCGAAACACGUUGCCGUGUUCUGCCACGGUCGCGUGUUCAAGAUGCCUCUGUACGAGAAGGGUCAAUAUGGCAAGUUGCUGUCAAAGUUUGAGAUCCAGCGCCAGCUGGAGUGGAUUCAGUCGACAGCUUUGGCCAUGGAAGACUCCACGAGUGCAGAGCAGAACCUUCCGGCCUUGACCGCCGCUGGUCGCAUUGAGUGGGCAGAGAACCGCGAGCAGUUCUUUUCCAGCGGCAUGAACAAGCGGUCACUGGAAGCUAUUGAGUCAUCAGUGUUUGUGGUGAUCCUACAUAAUGAAACGGCUAAGGACUGGACGUCAAUGGGCAAGGACCUCAUUCAUGGCAGUGGUGGAAAUCGAUGGUUUGAUAAGUCGUUCAACCUCGUCAUAUACAAGAAUAGUGUUGCGGGAAUCAAUGCCGAGCAUGCGUGGGCUGAUGCGCCGGUGAUGGCUCAUGCGUGGGAGCAGGUGUACACGAAGCAGUGCUACACGUUUCCAUACGACCAACAAGGAGAUGCUCUGGUGUUGUCAGAAGAUGAACGGACGUCCGCGUUACCGCCUUGUAGAUUGCUCCAGUGGGACUUUUCGACGGGCCUUGACCGCGCUGUGCUAAAAUCACUAGCAGACGCUGAGAAGGCCAUCGGUGAUUUCGAUCUGAAAGUCAUUUCGUACACCGACUAUGGCAAAGGCCUGAUCAAGAAGUUCCGCGUGAGUCCUGAUGCAUUCAUCCAGAUGGCGCUCCAGCUCGCGUACUACCGUAACUCUGGCACGAUUACGCAGACGUACGAGUCUAGCAUGACUCGGCUGUAUCGAGACGGUCGCACGGAAACAGUCCGGCCAGUGACGGACGAAUCGAAAGAGUUUGUGCUUGGCAUGGCCGAUCAAAACCUAUCGAACGCCGAUAAACUGCAGCUGCUUCAGCGUGCAUGUGAUGUGCACCAGGACAGCUACCGGAAUGCCAUGAGCGGCAAGGGUAUUGACCGCCAUCUCUUCACACUCUACUGCGUGUCUGUGGGUUUCGGUACCGAGUCGGCAUUCUUGAACAACGCGCUAAGCCGUCCAUGGCGUCUGUCGACAAGUCAGCAGCCUCAGCAGCAAACGGACAACUGGCGUCUGGUUGAAGAUGCUUUGAAAGGAUCAAAGUACACGAUUGAAGACGCGCGUUGUCCUGGUGGUGGCUUUGGCCCGGUAGCUGAAGACGGAUACGGCGUCAGCUAUAUGGUUGCAGGCGACAACAUGCUUGGCUUCCACAUAUCCAGCAAGAAGACCUGUCCGUCUACAAGCUCGGAGAAGUUUGCCGCAGACAUUGAGCAGGUACUUGCCGAUCUCAAGUUGCUGUGGCAAGCGCAAGAGUAG
This is a messenger RNA of Peronospora matthiolae, 2385 nucleotides long. The record is from the annotation of a GenBank genome assembly. NCBI's taxonomy places the organism in Eukaryota, Oomycota, Peronosporomycetes, Peronosporales, Peronosporaceae.